UUUCUGUAAUUAAAUAAUCCUAAAAUAUGCAUUCGAUAAAGAAACUUUGCAAUAUAUUUAAUUUAAGUAACUUGAGACAAUUUCAUGUCUGCUUGUACAGUUCUUCGGAAAAGAGUAUAAUCAUUGAUCAUAUGGAUUAUAUAACAGUUAUAGGAAUUAAUAGACCACAAAAGCGUAAUUGUAUUGAUAGAAGCACUGCUGCGUUAUUGACUGAAGCAAUAACAAAUUUUGAGAAUGAUAAUAAAUCGAGAGCUGCAGUUUUGUAUGGCACAGGGGGAAAUUUCUGUGCAGGAAAUGAUUUAGAUGAAUUAGCAAAUAGUAAUGAAGACAAUUUUAGAAAUUACUGUAACAAUGGAUUGCUGGGACCUACUCGAAGGUUUAUUAAGAAACCUAUUGUUGCUGCUCUUAGUGGUUAUGCUGUGGGUGGAGGUUUAGAACUGGCUGCUAUGUGUGACUUGAGGGUAAUGGAAGAUACAGCCGUUUUAGGACUUUAUAAUAGAAGAUUUGGUAUGCCAUUACUAGAUGGGGGAUCUGUAAGACUCACAGCAAUGCUUGGUAUCUCAAGAGCAUUAGAUCUUAUAUUGACAGGAAGAUUAUUACAUGCAAAGGAAGCUUUGGAAUGGGGUUUAGUAAAUAGGAUUGUAGACUGUGGAACAAGUUUAGGACAGGCUGUAAAUCUAGCAACUUGUUUAAUAAAGUAUCCUCAGAAGUCAUUGCUUGCUGAUCGUAAAUCUGCUUAUAAUGCUGCUUAUAAAACAGCUUAUGUGGAUUUAUUGGAGUUUGAGAGAGAAAAUGGAUUGAAAACUUUAGCUGAGGCAAAAGAGGGAGCUAAAUUAUUUAUAUCUGGUUAUGGCAAACAUGGAAAAUCUUUCACUUUAUUAGAAAAGGAUAUUCCAGACUGGGAAUUAGAAGAUAAUCAACACAAAAGUUAAUAAUAAAAAUUAAUGAAUGAACAUUUUGCAGCCUGAUUGUUGAAAUAGCUGUAUUGUGGCUCAUCGAUUUCAUGAUUAACAUGUGAUAGCUUAAAAAAUUGCCCUUUAAAUUUUCUUUCCAUAUAUAAAAUUGCCCCAGCUGUAUCUUUUAGCAGUGAUAAGUUAUUGAUUGUUUAAAGAUUUUAACAAAAAAUACAAGCAAACAAUCUUAUUUUAAUCAUCAAAAUUUUCCCUAAUACUUCUUAAUUUACUUACUGAAGUGCAACAACAAAUAUUCUAUUAAACUGUAAAAUUAAAUUUCCAAUU
This is a messenger RNA of Agrilus planipennis (emerald ash borer), 1238 nucleotides long. Its product is annotated as probable enoyl-CoA hydratase echA8. Bases 27 to 932 code for a protein of 301 amino acids. The transcript is spliced from 5 exons. Lineage: Eukaryota; Metazoa; Arthropoda; Insecta; Coleoptera; Buprestidae. The record is from RefSeq and is a predicted model, not a curated record.